UGCCGUCACAAGUUCCGUUUCCGCCGGUUGUCAAUUUGGCACGUUUAGACAUCCUUUAAAACCGGUUCGCAAACCCAGCCCGUAUAAAACGUAGCCCAGUAGCCCUUCAUUCAGAAACCCAAGAAAUUCCAAGUAUUUAGUUAUUCCCUCCUCCCCCUUUCUCCAUAAACCCUAGCUUUCUUCUUCAUCAGACCUCCUCUUGCAGAAAACACUAGCAGAUUUCAUCAGAACCCUCGAUUUGUUUGAAGAUGAAGACAGUUUCAGGAUUUGUGUUAUCAUCAGAACCCGUAUCAUUAUCAAAAGCUUCAUCAAUUCUGAAAAAUUUCGUGUCUUCUGAAAAUGGUGCUUCUCAUGCUCUUCGAGUUUAUGUGAAGCGUACUUAUGCUUCACUGAAUGGAUUAGCACAGUAUCAUAGUAAUUUGGAAUCUGGUAAAUCAGAACGGAAACUGAAGAGGAAACCCAAAGCUGAGGUUAGUGAAAAUGGAGUUUUAGCAGAUACUGGAAACAAUUACCAAGAAGAAGAAGUAAAGAGUGUUGGUAAUACUGAGGAAGGGAUAGUGAAAACAGAGGGAAAGAAGAAGAAGAGGAAGAAAGUGGAAGAAGAGACGGAGGAUGGGGAAGAGAGGGAUAUUAGUCGGAGUAAUAAGAAGAGGAAGCAUUAGAGAUUGAGUGAGAAUUGAAAUGCUUAUCGAAAGAUUGAAUCUUUGCUUUGAUUGGGUAUUUGUUUGAAUUUAUGAUUCUCAGUUCAAUUAUAUGAAAAUUGUGUCUUUGUUGAUUUGUUUCCAUUGCCGGAUUACUAUUUUUUAGAUAGAACUGACUGUCUUUUGAUCUUUUUGGAUUGAUUUUGUGAUUCUGGGAACAUGAGUGUCCGAUUAACAGUGUUUGUUGAUACUGUUUAUCCAUCUAAGUAAUGAAUUUGAAUCCGACUCUCA
Molecule: messenger RNA, 932 nt
Organism: Papaver somniferum (opium poppy)
Lineage: Eukaryota; Viridiplantae; Streptophyta; Magnoliopsida; Ranunculales; Papaveraceae
Exons: 1
Coding region: 249-662 (137 amino acids)
Source: RefSeq, a predicted model, not a curated record